Prunus armeniaca (apricot) is the source of this 309-nucleotide messenger RNA. NCBI's taxonomy places the organism in Eukaryota, Viridiplantae, Streptophyta, Magnoliopsida, Rosales, Rosaceae. The record is from the annotation of a GenBank genome assembly.
AUGGAUUAUUCGUCAAAGUUCAAACUUCCCAAAUCAGCACUUGAUCGGCCCAUCAACAGUUGUAGUACUGAUCAUGUUGAUGAUGGUGGUGAAUUAGUCCUAUGCCUUUCAAUCUUUGGAUUCAGCCAACUCUCUGUCACUGAUCAAGAUGAGAGGACGAAGGAAAUCCACAAUAAAGUAGGUGAAGAUGUUACAGUGGAGCAACUCCCAGAGGAAACUGAAGACGGUUUCAAACUCAGAACAUUUUCAGAGCUCUUCAACAAAUUCCCCUUCCCUGACCAGGCGCUUUUCCUUUCCACAGUUACAUAG